UUUGUUCAUGUUCAUAUUUGAUUAAAAGCUUUAUUUUUAUAUAUAAAGGGAACAAUUCUAUUGAGAUUCAAAAAUAACAUUAUCACCCGUUCAUUUUUUACAGAUUUUCAUUUGAAACAAACCUAGAGAUGGAUGUGCUGGAGUAUAGAGCAGUUCUGGUAUGGAAGAUUUUUCCACCUUUUCUGCUACUAUUUGGUACAUUUGGAAAUUUGUUGACGAUAAUCGUGUUAACGCACCGAAGAAAUCGAUAUACGUCGACUGCGAUAUACCUAACCGCACUAGCAGUCUCCGAUUUUCUCGUGCUUUGGACAGGCCUUCUGAGACAGUGGAUAAUUUACACGUUUGAUAUAGAUAUUAGAGCUCAGUCGGCAUUUGGGUGCAAAUUACAUUUGUUUUUUAUUUAUGGAUCCCUUUUGUGCUCAUCUUGGUUUUUGGUCGCCGUAACUAUAGAGCGUUUUGUUAGUGUGUGGUUUCCACACAAAGUUAAAUCUGUGUGCAGCUUGAGGAACGCGUGUGCCGUAAUUACACUUAUUGUGAGUGUUAUUUUUCUUUUGAAUAUCCAUUGGCUUUAUGGCGUUUAUCUUGCACCAGUUCAAAGUUCAAGCAACAUCACAACAAAGUCUGCAUGCGGACUUGUUAAAAACUCAGAGUACCGAGAAUUCUUUGUGUAUUACGAAUGGAUAUAUUUAUGUAUAUUUUCUCUGGUUCCUUUGACAGUACUUACGUCAGCAAAUAUUUCGAUUAUUGUCCGCUUGCUUAUCAGAAAACUAAAAACAAGGAUACAAGUGGCACCAAAUAAUGGAAUAUUGGCUGCAAGAAGGAAUAACGUUUCGCAAUUAACCAUAAUGCUGUUGAUAGUGAAUACGAUGUUUAUUAUUUGUACCCCUCCGAUAUCAAUCUACAACAUUUGGGAAGAUCAGUGGAAAGCAUCAGCAAAAACAAGUCAGGAAGAAGCUGCUCUUAAACUAACCUGGGCUGUAGUCAACUUGUUAAUGUAUCUGAACACAACACUAAAUUUCUUUCUUUAUUUUCUAAGUGGGUCAAAAUUCCGGAAGCAAGUCAAAGACUUCUUUUGUCGCGGGCGGAACCGCUUUGGGACAAGCAUUACACAACCAACUGAUGAAACCUGAAAUAUGAAAAAUAUUCACUUUUUUUCUUUGGAAUCAUCUACUUAUGUCACUGCAUAUUGGCAAUUAUUUUAAUGUGUCAUAAGAUGCCGUAGGUUUAGGGAACUAAAUUUUAAAGGAGUUGUAGCAAUUAUGGCCAUAGAGAAAUGUGCUUUGCUAUAUAUCAAUGCAUUUUGCAUGCAUUGGCAACCAUGAAAGUAAGUUUGUUGUUUUGCUUUUUUUGCUCAGCUUUUAUAUACUUGAAUGAUACUGAUUUUGUUU
Molecule: messenger RNA, 1388 nt
Organism: Mercenaria mercenaria
Lineage: Eukaryota; Metazoa; Mollusca; Bivalvia; Venerida; Veneridae
Product: neuromedin-U receptor 2-like
Exons: 1
Coding region: 129-1130 (333 amino acids)
Biological process (GO): G protein-coupled receptor signaling pathway
Cellular component (GO): plasma membrane
Molecular function (GO): G protein-coupled receptor activity
Source: RefSeq, a predicted model, not a curated record